This is a messenger RNA of Zea mays, 1249 nucleotides long. RefSeq lists its product as uncharacterized. The record is from RefSeq and is marked predicted. Lineage: Eukaryota; Viridiplantae; Streptophyta; Magnoliopsida; Poales; Poaceae.
AUCAUCUCACCUCGCCUCGCCCACUUCACCCAUGGGUCAGAGGAGCUCUCCCCUUCACACGCCGCCCGCGGCAGGAGAGAGAAAGCGAGGGCGAGCAUCAGCAGGGCAGGCAGGCGCAAGAAACGUCCCCCACCUCGUCCACCCCAUCCUCCUCGCCUUCCGCCUUUAUUUCUUGUCGUCUCCUUCCUCGGUCCUAUCUCCUCGCCUGCUCCGCCUUUCCUCAUCGGUUCAUCCUCCCGUAUCCUCUCCUCGUCUCCUGCGCCCCUUUUCUUGGGGGCUUGAGGUGAGGUUAUCUCGGCCAUGGCGGCCAUCAAGAAGACCAAGAUCGUCUUGGCGCAGCCAGCGGUUGGGGCUCAGCCGUCGCGGCCGCCGUUCUUUUCUCGCGCGCCCGGCUCGGUGCGAGGCGCCGGGGACGAGGCGGCUUACAGGGCCAGCCUCAGGUACCGGGCCCUCCACCAGGACUACCAGGACCUCAUCAAGGAAAUCCAAGCAAAGAAGAAAAGGCUGCACAUGAAGAGGCUCAAGAAGCAGAGGCUUUUGGCUGAAGUCAAGUUCCUGCGGAAGAGAUACAAAUCCAUGUCUGAGAACCCUUCUCAGACAAUUGUCUGUAGAGUGAGGAAUCCAGCAAUGUCGUCUGCAUCCUGGACAGCUGGUUCGGCAGGUGAUACCUGGCACCAGUCGGUUCGUGCUGCCGGGAGCUCCAGUAGAAGCCAGCUGGUGCAGAGAACACACGGUGGUUCUCCAAGGGCAUCUCCAGUGAUUGACCUCAAUGAGGCCUGUGAGCCGGGUUAUGAGGAGAUGGAAAUCGAAGGGCAACAUGGUUACAUGUCUCCUCUAGGCGUAAACAAGUCAAAGAGGUACCCUAUGGAAGGUGCUGCUGCCAGCCCAAGCCAGAUGAGAAUGCAUGUGUUCUGGGAUGUCCAGAAUCCAGCAGGGCGAUCUGGAAAGAGGAAGAUCUCAUGGCAGGAUCAGUUGGCCCUGAGAGUAUAGGUAAAUGACAAUGUUUAGCUCUAGUACAGCAGUAGUAUUCUAGUAGGAUCAGUAUGUGUCAUUGCUAGCCUGGUAAAUGUAAAGGGAUGGCUGGGACAAUCUCGAUGGUUAUCUGUUCAUGUUUAGUGAUGCUGGAAACAUAGGCUGUCUCACGAUGAAGUAAAGUAGGUGGGCGUGUGUGUGAUCAAUCACCAAAAUCUUAUGGUUCAUACUGUUAUGGAGUGCUAAUGGUUCAAUGAGAGAUGUAGCUUCCAAGGAA